Molecule: messenger RNA, 475 nt
Organism: Penicillium crustosum
Lineage: Eukaryota; Fungi; Ascomycota; Eurotiomycetes; Eurotiales; Aspergillaceae
Exons: 4
Coding region: 1-321 (106 amino acids)
Source: RefSeq, a predicted model, not a curated record
AUGUCCUAUCAACAGCAGCCGCCGCCUCCUCAAGGAUACCCCCAGCCGGCAUACGGUGGUUACCAGCAGCCACCACCGGGCCCGGGAUAUGACCCUUACGGCGGCCAGCAAGGCGGAUACCCCCAGGGUGGCUAUCCUCCCCAAGGCCAGUACGGCCCUCCCCAGGGGCAGAUGCAGUACAACAACCAAGGUCAGCCGCCACCACCAGAGCAGAAGAGCGAAAAGGGAUGUCUCAUGAGUUGUCUGGCCGUGAUGUGCUGUUGCUUCUUGUGCGAGGAGAGUUGUGAAUGCUGCAUGGAAUGCUGCGAUAUGUGCUGCUAAGCUCUACGAUCAAUGACAUCGACGAUACCUUUCUUCUUGCUGGCGUUGGAAUUUCUCGAUACGCCCCGCAGCGUUCUGGGACAGACUACUGCACUCUUUCAAUUGCAAUAAUUUAUUUUCGUCUCUGUUACAUUGCACUUUUGCUUUCUCUGGA